Messenger RNA from Pieris macdunnoughi, 549 nucleotides. The record is from the annotation of a GenBank genome assembly. Lineage: Eukaryota; Metazoa; Arthropoda; Insecta; Lepidoptera; Pieridae.
AUGGUUGAUAUUGGAGCUUUUGGUAAAUUCAGUGACUCGUCAAUAUUUCAAAAUUCUGUUUUCUACGAAAGAAUGCAAAAAAACCAAUUGGAUAUUCCAGAGCCUAUUUCACAAAACAGCGAGACAUGUAUGCCAUACGUUUUUGUAGGCGACGAGGCAUUUGCAUUAUCUACGAAUAUGAUGCGCCCAUACGCAAAAAAAGAUUUGGAUGAAACUAAAAGAACGUUCAAUUACAGGCUUUCUAGAGCAAGAAGAUAUGUGGAAUGCAGUUUUGGAAUUUAUGCAAACAAGUGGCGUAUAUUUCAUAGACCUCUAAAUGUUCACUCUGAUCUAGCAAAAGAUAUUAUAAACGCUACUUGUGUACUACAUAAUUUUGUAAGAGACCGAGAUGGUUAUUGUUACGACGACUCACUCAGUUGCCCUUUGACAGAAAACUUAACACAGGAAGGGUUAAGAAGGAACCCUAAAACUGCGUUGAGAUACAGAGAAUUGUUUGCCCAAUAUUUUAUGACUGAUGGGAAAUUAGAAUGGCAAAGAAAUAUGAUUUAA